GUGGAUGGGAGAGCCCUGACCCCAACCCUGUUGGGUUCCGGAUAAUGCUAACUUAGGGUUAGGAUUGAUUGAUGGCUGGCUGGCACUUACGUCAGUGCGUGACUUAUCCGCCACUUCUAUCAAUCGUGAACCACGGCGCCCUCCAAAUGCUGAUGGUAUCUUUCCAAUUGGUUGGCAGAUCCACAGCGCUAAGCAAACUACACGUCUUCGCUUUGAUAGGUUUCGUGGCCUUGCCAUCACAGGAGCUAUCAUCAUUUUGAAGUUCAGUCUGCACUCAUUUCGACACAAUAUUCCAUCUGACCAAAUAAAAAUUGCACCAUGAAGUUUUCCACCCUUUUCUCCUUUGCCGUCCUUGCCACUGCUUCUGCCUUCACCCAAAGGCAAGUUGGAUUUUCUUCCAGCGCACGAAGAGCAUCCACUUCCUUGAAUAUGGUGGCUGAUGAUGCGAAGGUCAUUCUCGUUACGGGAUCUUCUCGAGGUCUAGGAAAAUCCAUUGCUUUGGAACUUGGAAAGCAUGGACAGAAGCUUGUCAUCAACUAUGUUUCGGACGGAUCCGAGGAGGCCGCAGCGGCGACUUGUGAAGAAAUCAAGGCCCUUGGUGGUGAUGCUAUUGCUAUUAAGGCUGACAGCUCUGAUCCAGAUGCUGUUGACAAUCUCAUGGCUGAGGCAGUGGAAAAAUUCGGAACUAUCGAUGUUUUGAUCAACAACGCCGGUAUUACACGUGAUACUCUUGUCAUGAGAAUGAAGCCAAAGCAAUGGCAAGAUGUCAUUGAUAUCAAUCUCUCUGGGGUCUUCUACUGCACCAAAGCCUUCUUCAAGGUCGCAUCCAAGAAGCGCACUGGCCGAAUUAUCAACAUUUCUAGUGUUGUUGGACAAAUUGGAAACCCUGGACAGGCCAACUACGCAGCCGCCAAGGGAGGUGUUUUGGGAAUGACCAAGGCCAAUGCCAAGGAGUUUUCUGCUCGUGGAAUCACUGUCAACUGCAUCUGCCCUGGUUUCAUCGCCACUGACAUGACAGCCGAAUUGGAUGAAGCCUACCUGAAAAAAGUGUGCGAGGGAAUCCCUCUUAACCGUCUUGGAAAGCCCGAGGAAGUUGCUGGCAUGACUCGAUUCCUUGCCAUUGAUCCUGCAUGCGACUACAUCACAGGACACACCUUCAAUGUUGAUGGAGGAAUUGCCAUUGGUGUGUAAACGGGUAAUCCAUUAUCAAGCUCGGAACCGAAUGAGUGAUUAGUCCAGUCUCUUCCGAUUGAUCCUUCAGCAAUAAAAUAGAUAUUUUCUUCCUUAUAUUUGCCCGCAUUACCAGUUCAGUUGGCUUAUAGCGGGCAGUCACUCGACUGUGACUGGUCUCGUCGACCAACCAUCAAGCUAAGCUACAGUCGCGUCCAAAAACACAGAACAGCCGCAGUAAACCGAAAGGACGCUACGUUACCGCUCCUAUCAAACGAUCAGAAGAGGCUACAGGUAUCCAGAAGUCCAGUAUGAAGCGAAGCCAAGUAACGAGCGAGAGCUAGCUACCG
Messenger RNA from Seminavis robusta, 1520 nucleotides. Lineage: Eukaryota; Bacillariophyta; Bacillariophyceae; Naviculales; Naviculaceae. The record is from the annotation of a GenBank genome assembly.